This is a messenger RNA of Triticum turgidum subsp. durum (durum wheat), 846 nucleotides long. NCBI's taxonomy places the organism in Eukaryota, Viridiplantae, Streptophyta, Magnoliopsida, Poales, Poaceae. The record is from the annotation of a GenBank genome assembly.
AUGGAAGUUUGCUUCAAGAAGUUCAUUCAUUGCUUUGAAAUUGUCAGUUUUACUAGCUACUGCAAUCUGUCUUUCUCUCUUAUGUGUAAUGAUUUUCUUAGGUAUGACAGUCCUAUUGUUGCCGAAUCACCAUGGGAAUCAUCUGGCCUGAUAGUUUCCUUGAGAAGCGUAAUGCGACGAGGGAAAGACUUGCAUCUGGAGAGGCGUGAUGUUAGGCUUGAGAAGCGGGAGCUUCGGUUGGAGAACCGUGAGGCUUGGCUGGCGAAUCGUGAGGUUAGGUUGGAAAAGCGCGAGCGUCGCUUGGAUCGCUAUGAGAAUCAGAAAGAUCAGAGUUUGGAGCAGCGGAAGGCGGAUUUUGAUAAAAACUGGGAGGGGUAUCAGAAUUGGUUGCUUUAUAAAGCUGCCCUAGAGGACGCCCCCUCUGCUUCCAAAGUGGAUGGCCCCUCUCCUGCCGCAGAGAAGGUCUCUGCUCCUGCCCCAAAGACCUCAGCUCCUAUAGCUGCUCCUGCCCCGGGGAAUCAAACUCCUGGCUCAUUGAACAGAGUUGCGGACGCUGUCAAGACUGGAGUCACCACCGUCACUGAGAGUCUGGAAAGUGCCGACAAAAUGACCACGCUGCUGGAGAAGGUUGUGGCUGCUCCGACAAGAGUGCAGGACCUAAGGAAAAGCUAUGAAGAAAACAAAGCAAUUGUCUCUGCAAUGAGGAAAAGCUACGAGGAUAACACGGAAGUUGGCUCCUCCUUCAAGAGUGUUGUUGCGGGUGUCGUGACCAGCAGCCUGUUGCUUGCAAGGCAAGCUUUGAAGGAUUUGGUACGGGGAGGUGGAGGAGAUGGUGAUGCCGAGUGA